UGGAACCAUGUUGCCUCUAAUUGGUGGAACCAUAUUACCUCCAAUUGGUGGAACCAUGUUACAUCUGACUGGUGGAACCAUGUUACCUCUAAAUGGUGGAUCAAUGUUACCUCUAAAUGGUGGAUCCAUGUUAUUUCCAACUGGUGGAACCAUGUUACCUCUAAAUGGUGGAUCCAUGUUAUUUCCAACUGGUGGAACCAUGUUACCUCUAAAUGGUGGAUCCAUGUUAUUUCCAACUGGUGGAACCAUGUUGCCUCUAACGUGCGGAACCACGUUACCUUGAUGAUGGAACAAUGUCUCCAAAGCUUGCUGACUCUGUUGCAGUGCUGUCUAGAGUUUUCUGGACUUCUUCGAAAGCGGCGUUGAUUUCUAGGACUAUUAUCACGACUCCUGUAUCUUUUUGUAGGUCUAGAGUCUUCUGGACUUCUUUGAGAGCGGCGUUGAAAUCUAGGACUAUUUUCCCGACUUCUGUCUCUUUCCUUGGAUCUGUUUACAGGUCUAGAUAA
Cotesia congregata is the source of this 506-nucleotide messenger RNA. NCBI's taxonomy places the organism in Eukaryota, Metazoa, Arthropoda, Insecta, Hymenoptera, Braconidae. The record is from the annotation of a GenBank genome assembly.